AUGGUUGCCGGUGAGCACAGGUGGGGUUCACAGGUGGACAGCCAGCGCAUGCUACUUAGAAGACAUACGAGCUUCCGCAUAUUUUUGACGUGCGUCAUUUAUUGGACGUUUCUGCUGGCUGCGAUAAGCGAUCUUCGAUUCGACUUUCACCUUGCGAAAUGGCUAGCGAAUGCACCACAGAACCACCUGCAGGACCAGAGUUUAUUCGGAGGAUACAUCCGGGGCGAGAUGCAUGGUUCCGCUCUGGAGCGCCGACGACAGCACAGAUACGAACCGCACGAGACAGUGGCGUUCAAAUAUGUUGCUCGAACUGCCACAAGGUGCAAAUCUGUUUGGUACUGCUCGAAAGAGGACAGGAAACAUCAUAAAGCGUACUGCCAUGACGUGGAACGCGGAAUCACAAGGUUGAUCAAUGCUUUCCUUGCUAAUCCGGUCCUAAAGGGUUACCUGCAAGCUUGCUUGGCCCUGGAUUUUGACCUUGUCAAAAAACCCGCACCCGACACGCCUUUCAUGGCCCGCGUCGACGUAGCGCUUGAACCUUCAGAUAUUACUGUCUUUCUUAGACUGUAUGCUGGCAUGUACGGAAACACUGAGCCGGAAGAAAUUGAAGGGAUGCUCCAGAUCAACGCGGUCACUCCCUCACCUCGAAACAUCACACCUCACCCCCAUCGUCUGAACCUCUGGCGUGAAACCCGCAAGGAACUCUGUGGUGAAGGGCAAGCAUCUACUCCUGUCGUCAUCGUCGAAUUCAUCUCCAACGGCGCUCCUGGGGCUUAUUCAUCUGUCGUUCCAAUUCCACCAGUCGUUCUAAAAAUGGUGAAAGAAAAUAAGGCUUUUGAAUACCAUUCAGCCUUGACUGGGCAGUCAUCUAUCCCUAUGAGCGCUACAGCCUGUCUCGAGUCUGUAUUUCUCCAUAUUUAUCAAUACCUUUAUUCGCGCGGAUGCCAAAAAUCAGCAGCUCCUACGCAUGAACAUGAGGGAAGAAGACAGGGAGACAAUACGGGCAGCUGGACGUGGAGUCGAACACACGACGCCUAUCGCUAUUUUGAAAGAGAAGAUGGCGAGGGAACGGGUAUAUCACCUACGAAGAAGUUGACUCAUAGAGUAAUUGUCACAGGAGCCAGUAAGAAGAGAACGUAAAUAGGUCCUGAAAAUGUUCUUGCCAUCCGUCAUGAGAUCGUUCUCAAGUCAUUUCCCCUCUGAAUCCGACGAUUGCUGCGGUUAACACUAACCUAUGAGAUAUAUAAAACAAAUAAGAGUGGUAAAACACGUUACGUG
Molecule: messenger RNA, 1278 nt
Organism: Laccaria bicolor S238N-H82
Lineage: Eukaryota; Fungi; Basidiomycota; Agaricomycetes; Agaricales; Hydnangiaceae
Exons: 8
Coding region: 1-1140 (379 amino acids)
Source: RefSeq, a predicted model, not a curated record